AUGGAAGGUGAAGAGGGAAAACAAUCUUCCCACGAAAAUCCAUACACUGAAUUUGAGGAAGUUAACUUUGAUUAUUUUCUAGCAAUUAGCUUGCAAGAACAAGAGAGAACGUUCACAACGCUAGCAACGAUUCAAAGUGAUGAAGAUGCAAGUGACUCCUCUUUUAAUAAUGAUGAUGGUGAUGCUGAUUUUUUAGAGAGCCAAGAGUUUGAAACCAACAAUCCGUUUCUUGAAGGUGAAGGAAGCAAUUAUGAUGAAGAAAUGGAAAUGGAAGAAGAUGACAUUGAUCCAGAUGAAUUAUCUUAUGAAGAGUUGAUUGAGUUGGGAGAGUUUAUAGGAGAAGAGAAGAGAGGAAUAUCAGCAAAUGAAAUCUCUUCAUGCUUAAGCCCUUACACUUACCAAUCUGCUGAAAGCAAAAGUGGAAUCGACCGUUGUGUGAUUUGUCAGGUUGAAUAUAAAGAAGGUGAAGCCCUGAUGGCACUUCAAUGUGAACACCCUUAUCAUACAGAUUGCAUAACCGAGUGGCUUCAAAUUAAGAAGGUUUGUCCAAUAUGUAACAAUGAAGUUUCAGCUCCCAACAUGGCUAAGAACCCUUGA
Molecule: messenger RNA, 597 nt
Organism: Gastrolobium bilobum
Lineage: Eukaryota; Viridiplantae; Streptophyta; Magnoliopsida; Fabales; Fabaceae
Product: E3 ubiquitin ligase BIG BROTHER-related-like
Exons: 1
Coding region: 1-597 (198 amino acids)
Biological process (GO): negative regulation of organ growth; protein ubiquitination
Molecular function (GO): ubiquitin-protein transferase activity; ubiquitin conjugating enzyme binding
Source: RefSeq, a predicted model, not a curated record